AUGAUAUCAAUUCAGAAAGUUCAAAAUAAGAUUUGGACCUCUUUCACUUUGAUUAAUAGGUGCUAAUUACUUAACAGAUAAAGAAGGUUUUUCGCUGCUGGCUUUGGACUAUAGUAUGACAGAAAGUCAGAUUACUACGAGACUUUGGGUGUUUCACCAAGGUGCGAAGAAAAAGAACUCAAGAAGGCCUAUUAUAAAUUAGCAUAGAAGUAUCAUCCUGAUAAAGCAGGAGCAGGGGACAAGGUAGCAGAAGAAAAAUUUAAGUCGAUUAGUAAUGCCUAUGAUACAUUGAAAGAUUAAUCCUAGAGAUAACUAUAUGACCAACUCAGAGAAUAAGCACAUAACCCUGGAGCAGCUUAAUAGGACUACGGAUAGCAAAAUUCUAAUGCGAGUGGCCAAUAAUAGAGAAGAUAAUCAUAAUCGUCAUCCAAUUAUAAUGAAAAUUUCUACUCAGAUAAAAGAUCAUAGGAGGACUUUUACAAAUAUUACUCUUAGUAUGGCAAUUAAAAACAGAAAAUGAACGAUUUCUUUAAGAACAGCAAGUGGACUAAGGAUUUUUGGGACGAAGAAGGCCCUAAUGGAAAAAAGUAAAGAGAGUAGUAAUAAUAAAAUUAGAAGCAAUAAAAUGAUAGUUAUUAUCAGACUAAAAAAUAAUAGCAAGAGGAAAAUUACAGAAAAUAAUAGUAGAGGACUUAGGGACCAGAUUUCAAGUACUCUGGUACACAAUAUCAAAAAAAUGAUGAAUCAAGCAAUCAAUAAUAAUAUUCAUAAGACUUCCAUCAAUAAUAGUAUGACAAGUAUAUGAAAGAGAAACUAGAAGAAGAAUUGAGACGAGGGAGAGAGGCUGACAGUAAAUUUAAUGAUUUUAAAAAACAAAGACAUGAUCCAAAGCCAGAGAAAAAAGUUUAUAAGAAAUAUGAACCGAAUAAGGAUAGUAUGCAUCAUGAAUCUAAUAGAGGAUAUAAUUCAGAAUAAUUCAAAAAAGCUCCUUAUAAAUCGAUCUUCAAAGGAUUUAAUCCUUUUGAGAUUAAUGAUUUUGAAAGGAAUAGCAAAGAUUAAAAGGAGUUUGAUGAUCUUUAUGAAAAAGCAGACAGAAAAAGCUAGGAGCAGAGUCAUGAAUCGAUGAAUAGAGAUUUUUUAAAUACUAAGGAUGUUAGUACCAUCCUGCCAGUAGGAAGAGUUUUAGCUGCUCUUGGAAUGCUUGGCUUGACAUAUAAGGCUGUUGACGUGUAUGUUUAAUGA
Molecule: messenger RNA, 1242 nt
Organism: Stylonychia lemnae
Lineage: Eukaryota; Ciliophora; Spirotrichea; Sporadotrichida; Oxytrichidae
Source: the annotation of a GenBank genome assembly